Messenger RNA from Ustilago hordei, 2559 nucleotides. RefSeq lists its product as uncharacterized. Bases 1 to 2559 code for a protein of 852 amino acids. Gene Ontology annotation, cellular component: nucleus; cytoplasm. Gene Ontology annotation, molecular function: RNA polymerase II cis-regulatory region sequence-specific DNA binding. The transcript has a single exon. Lineage: Eukaryota; Fungi; Basidiomycota; Ustilaginomycetes; Ustilaginales; Ustilaginaceae. The record is from RefSeq and is a predicted model, not a curated record.
AUGGCUCAGUCCACUGCCACCAACAUGGCAAAUACCAGUCCCGACGCCGCUGCUCUUACAGCUAGCAACUACACCCUCGACAAAUCCCAGAUCCCUCGACCUUACAAGUGUCCCCUCUGCUCACGUGCUUUUUACCGUCUCGAGCAUCAGACACGACACAUUCGCACACAUACCGGCGAGAAGCCCCACGUCUGCACACACCCUGGAUGCGAGAAGCGUUUCAGCCGCAGCGAUGAAUUGACACGUCACGUUCGCAUUCACGCCAAUCCAAAGAAGGGCAGUGCUCACACAGACGACAAGAAGUCUUCCGCUCGCAAGUCUGCUGGCAGCUCUGCCAAUCACUCUCCCGCUCCUCCUAUCGCAUCUGCUUCCUCCAAACCCGGUCGCCAUGUCAACAAUCGACAGCUUCGAUGGCAAGUAGGAGAUGAGGAGGAUGACAGCGACUCGGAUCGCGAACUUAGCAGGCACUCGGCUUCCCGUCCUCCUCGUGCCCCCGAGAUGUCCACUUUGGCCAUGCUUGCCAGCGAUGAGCUUCACGAGCUCCAACGUGCCGAACGAGAAGGUCGUCCAUCCGGUCCUCCUUCUCAUCCUUCUCAUCCUCCUCAUCCUUCUCAUCCUUCUCAUCCUCCUCAUCCUUCUCAUCCUUCUCAUCCUUCUCAUCCUUCUCAUCCUUCUCAUCCUUCUCACCCACACUACGCACCUGACCCAUACCCAGAACGAUACCAGCCUCAGCCACCUAGCAGCAGCUACGGCACUUACCCUCCUGCUCCUGCUCCCGCUCCUGCUCCUGCUCCCGCUCCUGUUCCUGCUCCCUCUCCCGCUCCUGUUCCCGCUCCCGCUCCCGCUCUUGCUCCCGCUCCCGCUCCCGCUCUUGCUCCCGCCGGAUCCGCAGAGACCACACCCCCUGGAUGCUCGCACGAGGACUGUCACCGCAAGUACAACGACCGAAUCGCUUCUGCCAUCCUCGCUCGUCCUUUCUCAAAUCGAUACGCUGCCGAGUGUGGUUACUCGCGCCCUUUGCACGGUGCCUACAACGGGAGCCACCCACCUCCCAGCCUCUACCGCUACUAUCAGCACGGUUCGCAUCACGGUGCCACUGGAUGGGCCUCCACUUCUUCCAGCGUCCCAAGCAGCGUCGAGCACUCGCCUCGCUUCUCUCCCGAUGACCACCUUCACGGCGACGACUACGCCUCCGAGUCCGAUCACGCCGCAUCGCUCCACGAUGAUCUCAGCAGGCCCCGUCUGCCUCUCGCAUCCGCCCCUGGUGCAUCGCAUUCCGCUGCUCAUAGCCACCCGUACUGGACUCCCAGCAGCAGUCCCGUCCUUGGUCCUUUGCGCAACAUGAGCCUCCUUGGUGGCAACACGGUGCCCAACAGUCCUUACACUUCCCGUCCUGGAUCUCCAGUCCACCACUCGCGUCACCCUCACGGUCACGGUCACUCGCCGCCCCACCACCACCACACCCACGAGGGUCCCGCUCAUCAGUCUGGAAUGGGCCACCAUGGCUCGCACAGACACCGAUCCCACCCUUAUAUGGAGUCUUCGGCUCGUUCUCGUUCGCACCACCACCUUUCUUCGCUCGGUAUGCUUCCCGUUCAGCCUUCGAUUCCUCCCAGCACUUCGGGCGAGCGUAGCACUGCUGCUGAGCUCGAUUCCCACGCCAGCGGCUCUGCUUCCACUUCCGCCUCGACUUCCCCUGCUCAGACAUCGCACAUGCCACCCAAACUCUCACGUAGCCACAGCUUUGGUUCGCGCAGCAAAGGCAUUCCUUCGCUCAACUCGACUACCAGUCUUUCCGCUUACCACUUGACCCAGGCGCAUCCACCUGUUGGAGCUGAUGCAGACCGUGCUACCGUGCGACGCAGCAAGAUCGAAGACAUUCUCGAUGGCGGUGUUGGCAGCCUCAAGCCUCAUGCGCACUCGCAUUCCUCGCGAGGAUCCUACCCACCCUUGGUCGCUGAUCCUUCGUCGAGGACUUUGCCUCCUCCUUUCCCGGCCAGCGGCGCAUCCCACAGGGAUGGUAGCCACCACCCUCUGCCCGGCCACCACCACACCCACGCCUACAACUACCACCCUUACGGCCACAACGACCACAAGAAGAGCGCAGCUCACCGCUCCAGCUCGCGUUCGGCUCCUGCUAGUCGAUCUGGCUCACCUCACGGUUCGCCCACUUUGCAUCCUCAGCUCCUGCCCGGCUCACACGCAGCCGUGACAUCAAGCAGAUCCCACUCGCGUCAGAGUUCGAUCGGUAACAGCUUUGGUGGUUUCGCCAGCAGCGAGUCGAGCCCGACUAGUGUUUAUUCGCAGAUUCCCAUGAGUGCGACAAACUCGCCUGCAGGAAUUGGUGCCCAUGGUAGUGCUGCUCCCAGGAGCAAGAAAGGGCUGGGUUUCGGUAUGACACCUAUUCACUCUGCGCAGAGGGAUCACGCCACCACUCUUCCUUCGCUCGGUCAGGCUUUAUCGAGGGAGACAAGUCCGAUCAGCAUGGUGCUUCCUCCGCCUAUGAAGAGGAUGCACAGUGAUGAGCCGGCUCCCGAGGUGGAUAUGAGUCCUGCCUAA